Molecule: messenger RNA, 1621 nt
Organism: Thamnophis sirtalis
Lineage: Eukaryota; Metazoa; Chordata; Lepidosauria; Squamata; Natricidae
Source: RefSeq, a predicted model, not a curated record
AUGGUCAUAAGUCAAGAACUGCCUGUAAUAUUAAUCUUUUUUUUUUUCCUCCAAAAUUCACAAUUGAAUUGGUUAGGCGUUACAUUGCCAAUAUUUAGAAAGUUUAACCGGGAGUUCUCUUUUUCAUUUUUUCUUCAAGAAUAUGUAGAAAAACCACUAAAACUUGUCUUAAAAGUGGGAGGAAACGAGGUCGCAGAACUUUCUACUCAGAGCUCGGUGCACGAUUCCUCUCUGUAUGAAGAUAAAAGUGAAUAUGAGAAACACAAAGACAAGAAAAGAAAGAAACGGAAAAAAAUGGAAAAACAAGUCCCCGGUGAGGAAAAGGAAAAAAGGAAGAGAAAAGUAAAGGAGGAUAAAAAGAAGCGAGAUCGAGAUGCCGGUGAAAGCGAAGGAGAAAGGGAACUCAAAUGCCAGUCUCCUUUAAGAUUGGAAGUGCCGCUUGUAAAGUCGCUAGCAAGCAGUUUAGCAAAACAAGAAGAAGUGGAGCAGACACCUCUUCAAGAAGCAUUGAACCAGCUUGUAAGACAACUGCAGAGGAACGAAUUCAGAGUUUGAAGCAAAGCAUUGACUUCAUGGCAGAUCUUCAGAAAAGCAGGAAGCAGGCGGACAAAAGCGGCUUGCAAUCUGGGGGAGAAGAGGAUGAUGGUGUUGGAAAAGAUGGAGACACCACAGACAUAGACCUCAGAGCCUUUAAAAGUCCCAUCAAAGAUUUCAAAAAAAAAGAGAAAGAACUACUGGAAGAAAAAAUUAGGAACAGUAAUUUAGAGAAGGAACAAGAACUGAUUGAAUGUAUAAUUAAAGAUUCCGGAGGAAAGUUGACCAAACGUUCUGCUAACACUCAGUGUGAGUUUGAGAGAAGGAAACCUGAUGGCACAACCACCUUGGGACUUCUUACUCCAGCCGAAAAUAUGGCAGGAGGUAAGAGCAAUUUUAAUAUUCCUCCUUGGGGGGGUGUUUGCAAAUUCCCAUCAGUGAUGUACUUGAACUAUGGGCCUUUUAGCUCGUAUGCUCCGGCGUAUGACUCUACAUUUGCCAACAUCAGCAAGGAUGAUUCUGAUUUGAUCUACUCUACUUACGGAGAAGAUUCCAAUCCAGGAAUUUUCAAUUGCAGACCACAGAGGAAACAGAACGCUUACGUGAAAAGACGGAUACAACGAAAGACGUAGAGAUAAUAGAAACAGAUCCAGCCAAGGUUGACUCUGGCCUUAAUAAAGAGAGGCUCACAGCACUCAGAGCGGUGACGAAUUUUGGGGUCCCUGCUGAGGAAUUUAAUUCUGAAGAAGCGGAAGUAUUUCAGAGAAAGCUGGACGAAACCACAAAAUUAAUCUGUGACCUUCAGGAUGCUCAGAACGAACGGCUGAGUACAAAACCGCCACCGAAUAUGAUUUGUCUCUUGGGCCCAUCUUACAAGGAAAUGCAUUUGGGUAAGAAUUUAAGGAAUAUUUAUUCAUUGGUAUCUUGCCUUUAUGAUUUUAUAAAUACUUCGAAGAGAAAAGCAGAAGUGCCAUUUCGGGACAUCCGCAGCAGAUCUGAGGGUGUCGCUAAUGGACAACGAGAGGAGGAAUCACAAAUUAAUGGCAGAGCAGAUGAACAGUUCCAAUCUGGUCUCUUUGUCAUCUGA